GGCGAGUCCCAGGUGGUCCGGUGAGCACUCUCUUCACUUCUCCCUCUCCACUGUUUGUUCAAAUAAUCCUUCUACAAAACAUUUAGUAUCCUUUUUUUUUUUUUUAAACUCAGUGUUGUGCUGAAAUGUAUAAUGGAACAGAACGUUUCAUCUUUAGAUGGAUUGUGAUUUGUUGUGUUGAAAUGAAAGGAUGGAGUGUGAUUAUCAAGUGCCCUUUUAACUAGGGAGGUCGAGGAAUUUUUGUUUGUUUGUUUGUUUGUCUUUGGAAGCGACAUUUAAGCAAAGAGAAACCUCGGUGAACAUAGGGAGGAAGUUUUGUUGAGAUCGAGGGAAGAGCUUUAAAAGUAGAAGGUGUGAUGGGGUGGGGCAGGAGGGAAGUCCAAGAGGGAGGAGAUAUAUGUGUACAAAUAGCUGAUUCACUUUGUUGUACAGCAGAAACUAAAACAGUGUUGUAAAGCAAUUAAAUUCCAAUUAAAAAAAGACAAAAAAUGGUACAAGAAAUAGCAAGUGCAAAGUUACUGUGGUGGGAGCAUGUUUGAUGUAUUUCAGGGAUAACAAUAAGCUAGUAUCAGAGGAAAAUAUGCACUGUGAGAUUAGGGGAAUAGCUGGGGACCAAAUUAAACAGGCCCUUGAAAGUCAUGACCAGAGCUUUGAUUUUUGUUCUGAGGGUGAAGGAGAACCACUGGAGUGUUGGUGAUGUGAUCUGAUUUAUAUUUUAAAAGGAAGGGAAAUCAAAAGAAGGAAGUAAGAGUGGAAGUGAUGCUUAGUAAUCCAGGUGGAAGGUGAUAGCUACCUAGAUCACGGUGGUAGCAUUGGAGCUUGUGAGAUUCUGGGUAUCUAUUGGAGAUAGGAAAUAUGGCAUUUGAUCAGGGUUUGGUUGUGGAGUGUGAGAGAAAGAAAGAAAUCAUGAAUAACUACAAAGAUUUUUGACCUGGGCAAUUGUGUAUAUGGUCAUGCUAUUUACUGAGAUGGGAAGAUGGGCUGGGAUGAGAUAAAAAUCAAGAUUUGAGUUCCAGAUAAAUUAGAGAGACCUGUUGAAUAGCCAAGUGGAGUAUUGGUUAUAUAUCUAGAGUUUAGGACUGGAGAUGUGAAUUUGAGAGUUGUUAAUGUAUUUAAGGGCUUUCCCAGUGGCUCAGUGGUAUAAGAAUCUGCCUGCAAUGCAGAGAUACAGGAGACUUGGGUUCAAUCCCUGGAUGGAGAAGAUCCCUUGGAGGAGGGCAUGGCAACCAAUUCUAGUAUUCUUGCUGGGAAAAUCCCAUGGACAGAGGAGCCUGGUGGGCUACAGCCAUGGGGUCACAGAGUUGGACAUGACUGAACUGACUGAACACAGUGUAGUUAAAGCCAUGGGACAGGUUAAGAUUAUCUUGAGGGUAGGUUUUCGUGAAUAUAGGUAGGAAAGAGGUCUAGGGAGUGAGCUUAGGGCAUUCAAAGGCUGACAAAAGGCUGACAAGAAGAGGAGGAACCAGCAAAAGAGACUGAGAAGGACUGAUGUAGAAGGAAAUCCAAAAGAGUGUAUGGGUCCUGGGAGUCAAGAGGAGAAAGCAUUUCAAGGAAGAGAUGAUCAACUGAGUUAAAUUCUUCUAAUAGAGAUGGAGGAAGAUGCUUGGACUGUCUGGGAGUACUUGGGAUUGGUGACCUUCAGGGAUGUAGCUCUGAAUUUUUCCCAAGAGGAAUGGGAAUGGCUGGACUCAUCUCAGAAGGAUUUGUACAGAGAUGUCAUGUUGGAGAACUACAGGAACUUGGUAUGGCUUGGACUCUCCAUUUCUAAGCCCAACAUGAUCUCCUUAUUGGAACAAGGAAAGGAACCUUGGAUGGUGGAGAGAGAGAUGUCGGAUGGUCAACAUGCAGGCUGGGAGUCUUGGUAUGAGAUCAAGGCAUUAUCUCCAAAGUGGUACACUGAUGAAGAGGAAAUGUCGCCGGGGGUGAUAACAAAAAGACUUCCAAGUUAUAGCCUUGAAUUCUCCAGUUUCAGAGAAGCCUGGAAAUAUGAGACUGAAUUUGAGCGGCAUCAAGGAAAUCAGGAGAGGCAUUUCAGGCAAGUGGCAACUCUUAAGGAAAUCUCUGCUGUGAAGAAAGACAAUGAAUAUAGUAAUUCUGAGAGAAACAUUCUCUUGAAGUCAGUACUUGUAACACAACAGAGAGUUCCCCCAGUAGAGCAAGUACAUAAAUUUGGUAUUUUUAACAAAAUGUUCCCCCCAAAUUCAGUUCUAAUUGAACAUAAAAGACUGCAUGCCAAGAAGGAAUCUUUGAUAGGUAAUGAAUGUGAAGAAUUCAACCAGAGCACAUACCUUAGUAAAGAUGUAGAAAUUUCUCCUGGGGAGAAAUCUUAUGAAAGUAAUGAUUUUUCAGACCUCUUAAGUUUCCAUUCAUUACUUACUCAACAUCAAGCAACUCAUUUUGGAAAAUCACCCCGUGGAUAUGAUGAGUAUGGCAAUGCCUUUAGCUGUUACUCGUAUUUUACUCAACCUCAGAGAAUUCAUAGUAGAGAGAAACCAUAUGCAUGCAGUGACUGUGGCAAGGGCUUCAGCCAUGACUUUUUUCUCAGUGAGCAUCAGAGAACUCAUAUUGGGGAGAAACCAUAUGAAUGUAAGGAAUGUAACAAAGCUUUCCGACAGAGUGCACACCUUGCUCAACAUCAGAGAAUCCACACUGGAGAGAAACCCUUUGCAUGCAAUGAAUGUGGGAAGGCCUUUAGCCGUUAUGCCUUCCUUGUUGAACAUCAGAGAAUUCACACAGGAGAGAAACCAUAUGAAUGUAAGGAAUGUAACAAAGCCUUCAGACAGAGCGCACACCUUAAUCAACAUCAGAGAAUUCACACUGGAGAGAAACCCUAUGAAUGUAAUCAAUGUGGAAAAGCCUUCAGUAGACGCAUAGCCCUUACUCUGCAUCAGAGAAUUCAUACAGGAGAGAAACCCUUUAAAUGUAACGAAUGUGGGAAGACCUUUGGCUAUCGCUCACACCUUAAUCAACAUCAGAGAAUUCACACUGGUGAAAAGCCCUAUGAGUGCAUCAAAUGUGGGAAGUUUUUUAGGACUGACUCACAACUUAAUCGACAUCAUAGAAUUCAUACUGGAGAGAGGCCUUUUGAAUGCAAUAAAUGUGGGAAAGCGUUCAGUGAUGCUUUAGUUCUAAUUCAUCAUAAAAGAAGUCAUGCAGGAGAGAAACCCUAUGAAUGUAACAAAUGUGGGAAGGCCUUCAGUUGUGGCUCAUACCUUAAUCAACAUCAGAGAAUUCAUACUGGAGAGAAACCCUACGAAUGUAAUGAGUGUGGAAAGGCUUUCCAUCAGGUCUUGUCCCUUAGGCUACACCAGAGAAUUCAUGCCGGAGAAAAACCCUAUAACUGUAAUGAAUGUGGGAACAAUUUUAGCCGUGCUUCAACCCUUAGACGACAUCAGAAAAUUCAUAAUAGAAAAACUCUCUGAUUAUGUGUAAUAAGAAAACAUGUAGUCACCACUUGGUCCUUAUUAAAUAAAUAUCAAUGAAUUCUUCAGUUAGUAAUUCUACUAAUAUGAAUGUAGUAAAUAUGGAAAAGUCUCCAGUUCACAAGCAUCCCUUAUUUGAAAUAACCUGAGUAGUAGCCAUCUAUUACUUUUGGAUCUGUCGUAUGCUGCAUUUGAGACUGAACCCAUCCUCAGUACCUGUCAUUCUGAUGAAAUUAUUUAAUCAGGGAGAGUAGUGAUCAAUUAUUUUCCUCAACCUAACUAGAAGUGAGGGGUUUUCAGAUGGCCCUGUCUAGACCAGUAGAGCCCUAGGAAGGUACUGUUAUGGGUAAUGAGAAAAGAUCUUUUCUUUCCUCGCCCCCUGCCCCCCACUGGAAUUGCAAAUGUCAAGGAUUUGAUAAAAACUCACCAGUAGCCUUUCUGUUACCACAUAAAGCCUUCCCAAGAUACAUCCAAUACAAAGAAAUUGGAGAUAAUAGACAGAAAUAUGAGGAUGUUGUUUGAUCUGGAUCCAGUCAUGUCUGAAGCCUACACCAUCUUUGACAUUUUCAUUUUUGUGAUCCAAUAAAUUUUCUCUUUUUUUGCUUCAGUUAA
Messenger RNA from Bubalus bubalis (water buffalo), 4034 nucleotides. It is a transcript of the gene ZNF527, whose product is annotated as zinc finger protein 527. The transcript has 4 exons. The coding region runs from base 1590 to 3422 and encodes 610 amino acids. The record is from RefSeq and is a predicted model, not a curated record. Lineage: Eukaryota; Metazoa; Chordata; Mammalia; Artiodactyla; Bovidae. Gene Ontology annotation, molecular function: RNA polymerase II cis-regulatory region sequence-specific DNA binding; DNA-binding transcription factor activity, RNA polymerase II-specific. Gene Ontology annotation, biological process: regulation of DNA-templated transcription.